ACUAAACAACAGAAGAAAACAAAGUACAUCCAUCUAUCUAUCUAGACUAUCUCUCUCACUCGUCUCUGACUAAUCUUGUCCUAAUAUAUUAUUUUUCGUAUUUCAUUCAUAGUGGAAUCGAUGUUUUUUAGACGAUAGCGUUAAAUACUCGAAAACAUAUCCAUAGAACUUGAACAAAAAAAAAAGUCUCGAAACUAUCUUCAACAGUUCUCAUGGCCGACGAUUCAGUGAUCGAUCCCGAGCUUAUCAUUUCUCACAAAUUCCCCGAGGCGACAUACACCUAUACUGAAAGAGAUGCAGCACUCUAUGCUCUAGGUAUUGGAGCAUGUGCAAAAGAUGCAUUGGAUGAAAAUGACCUCAAAUAUGUUUACCACCCAGAUGGGCAGCAAUCUAUUCAGGUCCUGCCAACUUUUGCUGCUCUAUUUUCUCAUGGACUUGCGUCUCAAAUUUCUCAGCUACCAGGGUUGCGAUUUGAUCCACGUCUUUUAUUGCACGGACAACAAUACAUAGAAAUUUACAAGGCACUUCCUUCUAGUGGUUGUAUACAAAACAAAGCAUAUAUCUCUGGAUUGCAUGAUAAAGGUAAAGCAACUGUUCUCGAGAUUGAAAUUGUAAGUUAUGAGAAAGACUCUGAUGAACCACUAUGCAUGAACCGGAUGUCUGUGUAUUUGAGGGGUAUUGGAGGCUUCUCAAAGUCGUCUCACCCAUAUUCAUACACUAAGAAUCCAAUCAAACAGGUUUCAUCUGUGAAAAUUCCAAAAAGUCAACCCUUUGCAAUAUUUGAGGAAUGUACCCAGCCAUCUCAGGCGUUGCUGUAUAGGCUAUCUGGUGAUUAUAACCCUUUGCAUUCGGAUCCUAUGGUUGCGGAAAUUGCAGGAUUUUCUCGCCCAAUACUGCACGGGUUGUGCACACUAGGCUUUGCAGUGAGGGCUAUUAUCAGAUGUAUAUGCAGAGGGGACCAAAACAUGAUAAAAAGUAUAUCAGGCAGAUUCCUGUUACAUGUCUACCCUUGGGAAACGUUGAUCACAGAGAUGUGGCUUGAAGGUUUGAGGGUUAUAUAUCAGGUACGGGUGAAAGAGCGGAACAAGGCAGUGCUUUCUGGCUUCGUAGAUCUCAAUCAUAUAACUUCAUCGCUGUAAAUUCUCAUGCGGCAUUUCAAAUAAAAAUAAAACUUCAAAUCGUGUAUGCCAUUUGAAGAAUUGUUCCUAGAGUUCUUAACAGAAUAAAUAUAUCUAGAUAAGCUGUACUUUGGACCAUCCCUUGUGAUAUUUCAUGAAUAAUUCAGAGAGAUCAUAUUUUGUUA
Messenger RNA from Cornus florida, 1303 nucleotides. RefSeq names its product enoyl-CoA hydratase 2, peroxisomal. Bases 213 to 1139 code for a protein of 308 amino acids. The record is from RefSeq and is a predicted model, not a curated record. NCBI's taxonomy places the organism in Eukaryota, Viridiplantae, Streptophyta, Magnoliopsida, Cornales, Cornaceae. The transcript has 12 exons. Gene Ontology annotation, cellular component: peroxisome.